CACAAUUUAAUUUAAUAAUAAAUGAACACGGUGUUUUCCUCGCGCCAGCCGAGCUGCGAAAUCGWAUUCAUAAUUUAACAAAGAAGUACAGACAGGAACGGAAGGCUGUGGGCCCAAGCGGAGGAGCUCCGUCUAAUUGGGAAUUCUACGACGACAUACACAAAAUAAUUGGCAGCUAUAAAUCAAAUUUCACACACGAACUGGCCGACGAAAGCAUUGAAAAUGUUUCGGAUCCAUUAGACACAUCGAUGGCGGCAUCYUCAUUGUCAAAUGAAAGUGGACCUGAAGAAGCACCAUCAACUUCGUCGGCUGCAAUAAAGAGAAAGAGGAAUAGUGAUGAAGAUUAUCUCGACUGGCUAAAAAAGAGCAAAAGAUGAUGGAAGCUUAUUUCAAUAAAUCUUUGGAAAAUGAGGAAAAGGCCCUAAAAUUGAUGGAGCAAACCAACGCCGUUCUUAUGGCUAUGUUAAAUAAACAUAUUUAAAUAAAAAAAUAUCAAUUCUUUGUGAAAAUUACAAAUAAUAUUUAUCGUGGAUAAAAUGUGUCAUAAUUACCUGUCG
Messenger RNA from Bactrocera latifrons, 557 nucleotides. RefSeq lists its product as uncharacterized. The annotation marks the transcript as partial. The transcript is spliced from 3 exons. Gene Ontology annotation, cellular component: nuclear body. NCBI's taxonomy places the organism in Eukaryota, Metazoa, Arthropoda, Insecta, Diptera, Tephritidae. The record is from RefSeq and is a predicted model, not a curated record. Gene Ontology annotation, biological process: positive regulation of DNA-templated transcription.